Molecule: messenger RNA, 760 nt
Organism: Spirodela intermedia
Lineage: Eukaryota; Viridiplantae; Streptophyta; Magnoliopsida; Alismatales; Araceae
Source: the annotation of a GenBank genome assembly
AUGGACAGAGGGGAGCUCAAGCUCUACGGCGCGUGGGCGAGCCCCUACGUGCUGCACGUCCGGCUCGCCCUCAAGCUCAAGGGCCUGGACUACGAUUACGUGGAGGAGAACCUGGCCAACAAGAGCGCCGCCCUCCUCCGCCUCAACCCUGUGCACCGGAAGGUUCCCGUCCUCCUCCACGGCGACCGCCCCAUCGCCGAGUCGGCCGCCAUCCUCGAGUACAUCGACGAGACGUGGCCCCGCAGGUUCCCGCUGAUGCCCGCCGAUCCCCGCGAGAGGGCCGCCGUUCGCUUUUGGUGCCACUUCGCCGCCGACAAGGUCAGCCAGAACUCCGGCGAGGGACCGCCUCUUGGCAUUGCCCUUCCGUGCUCCUCACCUCUCGUUGCCUCUGCAGAUGAUUCCCUCGUUGAUUGCGAUCCUGCGCUCGGCCGACGAGGCGCAGAGGGCGGCGGCCGUCGGCGAGGUCCGGGAGAAUCUGGAGCUGCUGGAAGAUGAGCUCCGAGAGGGCUUCUUCCGAGGGAGGAGAUUCUUCGGCUGUGAGAAGCUGGGUUUCCUGGACAUCGUCCUCGGCGUCGACGCGCACUUCCUCCGCGGCGUCACAGAGGUGGCCGAAGUCGACCUCGGGGAGGACUUCCCCUCCUUCACCAGCUGGCUUCGAGAGUUCGAAGCUCAGCCGGAGGUCCAGGAAGUGCUUCCCCCUUCCGAUACGAUAGUCGACUUCCUCCGCGGCUACCGCCGAAGGAUUUUGGCACAAGCUUAG